Messenger RNA from Arabidopsis arenosa, 4016 nucleotides. The record is from the annotation of a GenBank genome assembly. NCBI's taxonomy places the organism in Eukaryota, Viridiplantae, Streptophyta, Magnoliopsida, Brassicales, Brassicaceae.
GUCUCCAAACUUAUCUUAUUUUUGCCAGUCUUCUCUGUGGACGAAGAAGAGUUUUUCUCCAAUCAAAAGUUUAAAGCUUUUGAAAAUUUCCUUCAUGGGUUUCUGAUUUGUCUACUAAAGUUUUGAUUUUUUUAAUUUGCGUAUUAAUUAAAAAGUGGGGAGUGACACAAGAAGCAGUAUAGUCAUUAGUUUCCACUAAGCAAAGCACCCAAAAGUUCACAACAACAAAGACCUAAUAUGUGUCUUUGUUUGUGAUUUUGGGAUCAUCUGAAACAAGAUGAGAGGAGAUAGCUUCUCAAUGAGUAUUGAGAAUAUUCCUGAUUCUCCAAUGGUUUCGAGGAAGAAGAAGAUGAAGAUCAGGAAGGUGUUCGAUAAAAUGACUCAAUGGGUUACCCCUUGGAGAAGUAAUUUGGAGAGUCCAAGAGAGAUGAUGAUUUUGCGUGGAGAUGUUGAACAAGAUGAGUUUCAAUACGCAAGUAGUCACUGUUUGUCUUCUUACUACAGUGUCUUUGUUGUUCGUCUCGCUAUAAUGGUGAUGUUAGCAAUUCUGAUAGGGCUUUUAACCGUUCUAACAUGGCAUUUCACAAGGAUUUACACGAAGCAGUCGCUUAAAACAUUAGCAUAUGGCCUUCGGUACGAGCUUCUUCAGCGUCCAGUCUUACGGAUGUGGAGCGUUGUAAACACCACAUCCGAGCUAACAACAGCUCAAGUCAAGUUAUCUGAAUAUGUCAUCAAAAAAUCUGACAAGCCAACAACUCAAGAAGAGCUCGUCGAGAUGUAUCAAGCAAUGAAGGAUGUGACAUGGGCUCUGUUUGCUAGUGCCAAAGCUCUAAAUGCCAUAACUAUAAACUAUAGAAAUGGAUUUGUCCAAGCUUUUCACAGAGAUCCAGCAAGUAGCAGCACAUUCUACAUCUUCUCCGAUCUAAAAAACUAUUCCAUCAAUGGAAUAGGGCCUGAAGAUGUAAGCGGGUGGAACAACCAGUCGAUACACGGGAACAUGUCUGCCAUUUGGUACCAGCAACAGCUUGAUCCAGUAACAGGGGAUAAAUUGGGAAAGCCUCUAAAAAUUCCACCCGAUGAUCUGAUCAACAUCGCAGGAAUCUCACAAGUGCCAGAUGGUGAAGCUUCUUGGCAUGUGACAGUGAGCAAAUACAUGGACUCUCCGCUUCUCUCAGCGGCUUUGCCUGUCUUUGAUGCAUCAAACAAGAGUAUUGUGGCUGUUGUGGGGGUGACAACUGCUCUUUACAGCGUAGGGCAGUUGAUGAGAGAUCUUGUAGAUGUCCAUGGUGGACAUAUCUAUUUGACAUCUCAGGAAGGAUACUUGCUUGCUACUUCCACAAAUGGUCCUCUUUUAAAAAAUACAACAAACGGGCCUAAGCUAAUGAAAGCCAUUGAUUCAGAGGAGUGGGUUAUAAGGGCAGGAGCUCAGUGGUUAGAGAAAACUUAUGGAAGUAAACGCCCUCAAGAAGUUCAUGCUGAGAAUGUAAAGCUUGGUGACCAACGAUAUUACAUUGAUUCAUUCUAUCUUAAUCUCAAGAGACUUCCAAUUAGAGGUGUUGUCAUUAUUCCCAGGAAGUUCAUUAUGGGAAAAGUGGAUGAAAGGGCCUUCAAGACUUUGAUUAUACUGAUUUCUGCUUCUGUCUGCAUCUUCUUUAUUGGAUGUGUCUGCAUUUUGAUUCUCACAAAUGGAGUUUCAAAGGAGAUGAAACUAAGAGCAGAACUGAUAAGGCAACUGGAUGCAAGAAGAAGAGCUGAAGCUUCAAGCAACUACAAAAGCCAGUUUUUGGCAAAUAUGAGCCAUGAGUUGAGGACACCUAUGGCUGCUGUGAUUGGAUUACUAGAUAUUCUUAUAUCGGAUGAUUGUCUUUCAAAUGAGCAAUACGCAACAGUCACUCAGAUCAGAAAGUGCUCUACAGCUCUCCUCCGGCUUCUCAAUAACAUACUGGACUUGAGCAAGGUUGAGUCAGGAAAGCUUGUUCUGGAAGAAGCUGAGUUCGAUUUGGGGCGAGAACUUGAAGGACUUGUUGACAUGUUCUCAGUGCAGUGUAUUAACCAGAAUGUAGAGACAGUUCUAGACCUCUCUGAUGAUAUGCCAGCGUUAGUCAGAGGAGACUCGGCAAGACUUGUUCAAAUAUUUGCAAAUCUUAUAAGCAAUUCUAUAAAGUUUACAACAACGGGUCACAUAAUUCUUCGUGGAUGGUGCGAGAACAUAAAUUCUCUACAUGAUGAGAUGAGCUUAACUGUUGACAGGAAGAAACCAUGGGCUCCAAUGAAGACAAAACUGGUGCAACACAGAAAUCAUUUGCAGAAGUGUUGUAAGAAUGCGAACAAAAUGGUUCUUUGGUUUGAGGUUGAUGACACUGGAUGUGGAAUAGAUCCAAGCAAAUGGGACUCGGUUUUUGAGAGCUUUGAGCAAGCUGAUCCUUCUACCACUCGGACGCACGGAGGAACUGGUCUUGGACUAUGUAUCGUGCGAAACUUGGUUAACAAAAUGGGUGGAGAAAUCAAAGUAGUGCAGAAGAAUGGCUUAGGGACUCUAAUGAGACUGUACUUGAUUUUGAGUACUCCUGAAACUGCAGAUCAAAAUAUCCAGCCAGAUUUCUCCAAAUAUGGUCUCGUGGUUUUGCUUUCCAUGUAUGGAAGUACAGCAAGAAUGAUCACAUCAAAGUGGUUGCGUACACACGGCAUUGCAACUGUUGAAGCAUCGGACUGGAACGAGCUGACUCAGAUCAUUAGAGACCUUUUGGAGAUGGGAAGCCGUGACAACAGCUUUGAUUCACAGAACAAUAUUGCUGAUUCACUGAGAGCAGAGCUUUCAAAUAUAAAAGAAAUCAAGAACCCUGUGUUUGUCAUAGUGGUGGAUAUCGGAGUACUUGAUCUCACCACAGAUAUAUGGAAGGAACAGCUUAACUACCUCGACAGAUUCUCCAACAAAGCAAAGUUUGCUUGGCUGCUGAAGCAUGACACCUCCAAUAUAGUUAAAACAGAACUUAGACGAAAAGGGCAUGUCAUGAUGGUUAACAAACCGUUGUACAAGGCCAAAAUGAUUCAGAUUCUGGAGGCUGUAAUAAAAAACCGGAAGAGAUGUAGUGGCUUAAGAAACAGAGGAAACUGGAAUUCCGAUGAUUCCUCUGAGACAUCUGGCGAGAAACAUAUAGAUAAAUCUGUGCAACCAAGCACCUUGCACUCUCCAGUUCUUAAGAACUAUCUCAUUGACGCCACUAACAGCAAUGAUGACUCAACAUCUGCAAGUAUGACUCAAAAGAACCCAGAAGAAGAAGAUUGGAAAGAUCGGCUGUAUUCAGGAAUUGCGUUGGAUGGAAAGAAUCUGAAAUCUCUUGAAGGUAUAAGGAUCUUGCUGGCAGAAGAUACACCCGUUCUUCAACGAGUUGCCACCAUAAUGCUUGAGAAAAUGGGAGCAACUGUAACUGCAGUCUGGGAUGGACAGCAAGCAGUUGAUUCCCUCAAUUACAAGUCUAUCAAUGCUCAAGAUCCAACUGAAGAACACAAAUCGUCAGAAGAAGAAACCGCCAACAACUCUAUAAAUCCGCAGAGUAGUUUACGGAAUUCCUCACCUUAUGACUUGAUCCUCAUGGAUUGCCAGAUGCCAAAAAUGGAUGGAUAUGAGGCAACAAAGGCGAUAAGGAGAGCAGAGAUUGGCACUGAGCAGCACAUUCCAAUCGUGGCAUUGACAGCGCAUGCAAUGUCUUCUGACGAAGCGAAAUGCUUGGAGGUUGGAAUGGAUGCUUAUCUCACAAAGCCUAUUGAUCGAAACCUUAUGGUCUCUACCAUUUUGUCACUCACUAAACCAUCGUCCGCUUGAAGCAUCGGGUUAAAAACUAACAAGAGAACUUCUUUUAGUAGGUUCGGGAUCUUGAAUUUUGUAUAUAUGUGAAUUUGUAGUUGACGAUGAGUUUUUUCGGGGUAAAGAAAAUCCAGUUUUUUGGUCAUUUUUUGUUUACUGCGAUACAAAGAAUGUUUUGUACUUAAAAUAAGAAUACAUUGUAUACUUGUUU